Sapajus apella (tufted capuchin) is the source of this 468-nucleotide messenger RNA. Its product is annotated as divergent paired-related homeobox-like. Bases 1 to 444 code for a protein of 147 amino acids. Gene Ontology annotation, molecular function: DNA binding. The record is from RefSeq and is a predicted model, not a curated record. Lineage: Eukaryota; Metazoa; Chordata; Mammalia; Primates; Cebidae. The transcript has 2 exons.
AUGGGUAAGCUGUGCAGCCAUCUUUCUGGGAUUACACAGUUAAUUCCACAAGUCUGGUUCAAGAACCGCAGAGCAAAACUCAAGAAAGCCAAAUGCAAGCAUCCUGAGCCAAAGGAAGAAACUCCACAACCACCAGGACCGGAGGGUGGGGUCAGCACCAGUGUCCGCCGGAGAGAUGCAGACGCGCUACCCAGAUUGCCCAGCACGGCUCGCCCGAUCGGCCUGGUGUACACGGGCCAUCGGGUACCCUCGUUCCAGCUCAUCGCGUACCCCAACCUCAAGGUCCCUGCACAUGAGCUCCUUGGCCACAGAAUGGUCCAUUUCGGCUGCUGCCAAGAUCCUAACGUAUACUUCCUCUACCCCAUUGUGGAACCCCAAGCUUACGCUCCAAGCUCCAGUUCUGCUUCUCCUGCCUGUUCAUCUCUACAAAGUCGAGAGAGAUGAUAAAUACAGAAAGUCACAUGUUGU